Messenger RNA from Bactrocera tryoni, 3688 nucleotides. Its product is annotated as transmembrane protein 216. Gene Ontology annotation, cellular component: ciliary transition zone. NCBI's taxonomy places the organism in Eukaryota, Metazoa, Arthropoda, Insecta, Diptera, Tephritidae. Gene Ontology annotation, biological process: non-motile cilium assembly. Bases 301 to 753 code for a protein of 150 amino acids. The record is from RefSeq and is a predicted model, not a curated record. The transcript is spliced from 2 exons.
GCGCCGAGACAUAUAGUACUAUAACUACGCGGUACGAGCGUGAAGCUACUCUGAACACACAUUUUGAUUACCCAGAAGCAAUAGUUUUGCAUUAUUUGUCACAAACGCCAGCACACGCUGUUUAGUUACAGUGCUAUUUUUUGUAGUGAAAUCUAAAAUUAAGUUUGAAUCCUUUAAGAAAAUAUGGCGAAAAUGAAAACACGCUCAAAUCCACAAACUGUUAGUUCAUAGUGUUUACGUAUAUAUGUAUGUAGAAACCAGCGUAGUUGAGAAGAACGAUUGAUGUAAAAGUGUAGCGAAAUGCCACCGCCAAAGAAGCCACCGAUUCAUGUGCCAAAGAAAGCCAAUCCUAGUCUUGGCUACGAAGUGCUAAUCUAUUUGAAUUCCUUCUACUUUGGAAUGUUCGCCUGCUGUGAACUGAGUAUGGGUCUGCUGAAGGCCAUCAAUCUAUCAUAUCCGAAUAACGUUUUGGCACGAGAUUCGGCUGUUGUGAUUGGUUUCUGCAUUUUAGAGACGAUACGCAUCAUACUCGGACGCAAGGGCUCUUUAGCUGAUAAAAGCUGGCCAGUUAUUUUAUCUGUUUUCCUCACAGUCCCAUGCUUUUUCGGUGUCUCCUACAUAUUACUUCUACAAGAAUACAAACUACGUCUGGAAUACGUGCUCUGUACUUUACAGAUCGGAUUAUAUAUGACCGAAGUUUGGUAUGCAAUACUUUCAUUUUUUUCAUUAUGUCGUCCAGUAACUUUCGAAUAAAAUUAGCCAAAAUCAUAAAGAUGAACUUUUAAACUAUUAAUGUAACAAAAGCAGAUAAUUAAGAAAACCAAAUGUGUAAUUGUGAAGAAUUUUCAGUGGUAUUCAAGAACUUGUAACAUUAAGUUAAUAAAAGAAAACAAGACAAAACACAAAUCAUAGCAAUAAAGUAUUUGAGAAACAUAUUUUGAAUAUACGAUGAACACACACAAAAUGCAAAAUUAUGUAUUAUUGAAAAUAAAGGAAUAUAAGCAAAAUGUAUGUAUGUAUAAGUACAAACAUAUUAAGUGCGAAAAAUAUGAUGUAUAUAAAUUUAUAAAAAAAAAAAUAAUAAUUUUCAAACUUUUGAAUACACCUUUUUAUAAUACAUGCAUACAAGUGUAAAAAACUGUUAUGUUUGUAAGUGAACAACAACAAAAUAGCAUAAUAGAAGUAUUCUCAUUUAGCGUUAGUAUAAAAAUAUGGCUAAAAUAUUUUUUUGUGGAAAUUUUUUUUGUGAAAUUUUUUUUUCGUGAAAAUCAUUGGUUUAAAAGGCAGGAGUUGGUUAAUACAACAACAAAUGUGCAUGAGAACCAUUAAAAAAUCGUUAACAAACUAACAAACUGUAUGACAACCGAAGCCAACAGCGCCAACAAACAAGCUGCGAAGUUUCAGCACAAAUAUUAUAAAAACUAAAAGAAUUUCGAACUCAUUCUAAAGCAUUAAUAAUAUAUACAUACAUAUUUAUUUGCUUGCAACCACAAUGUAUGUAACUGUAUAAUCAUAUAACGCAUGUUCUCAUUAAAUCUUUGUAAAUGUCUUAAGGAUAAGCGAAGAUAAAUAAGCUAGCUUGUUAAGGACUAGGCAAAUACUCAAAACUACACAAAGACGAAAUUUCGAAAUUUGUAAGUAGCUAAGUGUAUAACCAUAUAAGUCUAUAUAUAAAUAAAUACAUAUGUACAUAUAAACAUACAAACAUGUCUCGCACAUACAGCAAAUCUAUAAAUACGUAUGUACAAAUGUAUAUUUAUUUACAUAAAAUAUUUAAAGCGCUAGUUUUAGGUCUCCACAAAUACACGCGCAAAAUAUUUCAGAAUUAAAACUUUAGGUGUGCACUUUUCGAUUGCGAUGUGUAAGUACAUGCAUACAAUUGUAGCUAACUUCGAAAGUACGUCAAAUAAGUAUUGAAUCGUUUUAUAAAUUAAAGGUAUGUUAACUUUAAAAUAUUUUACUUGACUUUGUUAUUGGAAAAUAGCGUGCGAAAAUACUGUUGAAGCUCCACUCAAACCCGACCCAUAUAUAUGUAUAUACAUAUACAUAUAUUUAUAUGUGUAUAUAGAAAUAUGUACAACUUACAUAUAUUUUCACUUCCAAUAUAAACAUGUGCAUUAAUGAAAUUUCUGAAAACUGAACUAAAAAAGCUUUACCUGUGGGCAGCGCAUUUCGCAGCAUCUACUGCAAUAACGUCUGUCCACGCAUGCAUAUGUACAUACAUAUAUUUUUACUUACAUUUUUAUACAUAUAUUUAUACACACAAAAGUCCCGAAUUUCGAAUUUCGAAUUUUUAUAAAUCUCAAUAGGUAUACACUAAACAAGUUAAAUCAGAAACGUCAAAUUUACAUAAAUAAGCAGGUGCGUAUACUCCAACAAAAUUUAAUAUGCAUAAUUUAUAUAUUGUAUUUUCUAAAAACAAAAAAAGAAAAAACAAAAAUAAGUCCAAAACAUCAUUUUUAUUAUAAGUUCGAAGUAUUGUUCCCCCGUUAGAACGGUUUUUACGGUUGACAACUCUUGUGCCAAUAUUAUUGAUUGAAGUGUUUUUUGACAGCGCUAGGAAUCUACCACACGUGACUUAUUUAAAAAUGGUUAUAUACAAAUUUUUAGAGCUAAUAAAUCAAGCAGUUAAGAAAUGUGAUUGAGAACAUUGGUUACUAUGUAAAGUGUUAUUGAUUUAUAAAAAAUUUUCAUGUUCACUAAAAUUAUUUUUACCAAAAUGAAAAUGGCGCAACAAAUAUACAUAUAUAAUCAAUAACCAAAAAGUGUCUAUAAAAUGUUGAAAAACAUGUAUGUAAAUGUUAAACAAUUUUAGAAUGCAAGCGUACUUUUUUAAUCAUAAUAUUUGUGUAUGUAUAAAACAUUUAUUUUACAUUUAUAAAUUGGGCAAAUGAACAUAUGUAUGUAUGCACUUACACGUACUUUGUUGCUGUGCAUGCGAAUUUAUUCUGAAAAUGAAAAAUAUUUCAGUUAUUAAGGAAAACUAACAAACAAAAAAUAAUACUUUUAUUAGCGUUAAGAGCCGUAUUUACUUUAAGUUGAAGGAAGUAAGCCAAAAAACGGUAAACACAAAUCUUAAUGAUAACAUAAAUUUAAGACCUAAAUCAACAGUGUAAAUUUUAAUGAAACUGAUAAAGCUAUAAACAAUAACAAAAAACUCCAAAAUUCAGUAUGCAUGGGCAUACAAUUUUUAGAUAAAAUUAUUAAUAAAAAUUUAAUGAAAUUAUAUAUAUGGUCAAACUAGUGAAUUUUAAUGAUUUAUAUACCGAUGUUUAUAUUUUUGUUAUAUUGUAAUGAACCUCAAUGUAAUGUAAACAUGCAUAUUAUACAUACAUACAUACUAACAUAAAAUUGUAGAUUAUAAUAGCUUAUUCAUGCAAAAAACCGAACAAUUUGAAAUUACAAUAAGAAACACACAAACUCAGACUCACAGGCGGAAAAUACAUAUGUACAUACAUAUAUGAAACCGGAAAACGUAGUCUGUGCACCAGGUACUUAUUUACAUUAUUUAUGUAUAUAUGUAUGUAGGCAUAAAAGAACAAUGCAUUACGUAUAUAAUGCACAUACUCGUAAAUACAGCCUAUUUUUAUUCAAUUAUACAUAUUUAUGUAUGAGUACAUAUAUAACGGAGUGGUGAGUUGAAAUAAAAUUAAGAACUGGGAACUCCCUUUACAAAUUCAAAUGGCAA